Hyalella azteca is the source of this 1540-nucleotide messenger RNA. Its product is annotated as neuropeptide Y receptor type 5. The transcript is spliced from 2 exons. Gene Ontology annotation, biological process: G protein-coupled receptor signaling pathway. NCBI's taxonomy places the organism in Eukaryota, Metazoa, Arthropoda, Malacostraca, Amphipoda, Hyalellidae. The coding region runs from base 2 to 1507 and encodes 501 amino acids. Gene Ontology annotation, molecular function: neuropeptide Y receptor activity. Gene Ontology annotation, cellular component: membrane. The record is from RefSeq and is a predicted model, not a curated record.
GAUGGAUGAAAUGAUGACUCCAUUGAUACCUUAUCACAGUGCACGCAACGACACCUACUCAACUUCCGCGAAUCAAUACACAGCCAUAAAUUUGGACCAUGAGACCGGUAAUGGCGCGGAGUUCUUGCCAACUUCCAUCCCCAACAACUCUGUCGAGUUUCAUCAUUUCAACUUCCCAUUGUCCGAAGUUUACAACAUUGUCAAAGAAAACAACAAGGAAUCCUACUUAGGCCCGACCGCAAAGGUGAUAAUAAUGGUUGCCUACAUCACUCUCAUCGUGCUCGGGACAGCAGGCAAUAUUUUGGUGGGACUUGUGAUUGCUCGGAAGCACGAAAUGAGGACUUCAGGUAACCUGUACGUCAUCAAUCUCACCAUCUCUGACAUAACGCUUUGUCUCAUCUGCAUGCCCUUUACUCUAGCAAGCCUUAUGAAGAAAAACUGGGAGCUCGGCAGCUUCAUAUGCAAACUGGUGCCCGUUUUGCAGUGCACCAACAUUCUGGUCAGCACUGCCACCAUCGCUGCCAUUGCCGCCGACCGUUACAUGACCAUAGUCAGAAUUGGGAGUCGACCGCGACCACAAUGCUACAACCAAGCGUCCGUGCUAGGCAUUUGGAUCGUGUCACUAAUAUUUCCACUGCCUCUGUUCAGUUCUUAUUACUUAGAGACAGUGAAAGUCAAAGAUUUCUUAUUGUAUGACAGAUGCGUUGAGCUGUGGUCGUCGCGAUCUGUGCAACUGGCUUGGUUGAUCACGUUAUUUUUGAUACAGUACAUCAUCCCAAUCCUAGUGCUGGUUUCUGUCCACAUCAACAUAAAGAACUUUCUCAAUAAACACCAAAUGCACAAUCUUAGUGCCGCUAGAAAGACGCAGGAGCUAGACAGAAAUCGACGCACUACUAUCCUACUUACUACCAUUGCCUGCACCUUUGCAGUCAGUUGGUUGCCCUGGCAUGUAGUCAACCUGCUAGCCGACUUCAACUACUUCCACAGCCCCGAGUAUUUCUACGCGAUUUUUGGGGCGUGCCACAUCCUGGCCAUGAGCACAGCCUGCAGUAACCCCGUACUUUACGGCUGGCUCAACACCAACCUCAAGAAAGAGAUACUCUGCUUCCUCGCCACGCUCUUCAAGACGAGAGGCGCGAGCUCGCACAGCCAAAGGAACAUGUCGCUAAACACAACUCGUCUCUCAAGCUAUCCAUCGCCUUGCGUGUCGUCGGUGCCAAAACGGCAUCGUCAGAGCGCUCCUUCAGAAUCUCAAAACGAUGGACCAAUUUUUAGCCUGGACAAUGUGACGCUUUCACCUAAAUGUUCUCCCGAGCAAUCUCCGAUGUCUGAUGUUAUUGUUAAAGAGCAAAAGACAAAUGUCUCUUCAAAGGCCGUAAAGUUGAAGGCAUUGUCUCAUGUGGACGACAAUAACUCAAAGAGUGUGACAAAAUCGCCUAGAUUUGAUUCCUUGUGUAGCCAACUGGAAGCCAAAAAGAACAUGCUAGACUCGGAGCUUAUAAUAUAAGUGCAAGAUCUCGCACUGGAAACCGACUUGAAC